AUGACUCCUCCAGCGGCUCUGCUAGACCAGCAUCUUGAACAUAGGCCGCUUAAAAAACAGAGACUUGACCCCGGCGUUGACGAAGCAGCCAAUCCUGACGAGUCUGCUACCAUUUGGAGUCAUCCGCUCGGAAUCCGUCCUUCUGGAAAUGCUUUUACUGCUACGACCAAUCUAAAAGCAGCAAUUGGGACUUUUGCUCUGCUGCCUGACGAACUGCUGACUCAAUUCCUGGAAUACCUUGACGCUCAGGACUUGCUUCGAUUGGGUGCUACUUGCCGUGCACUGCAUGCAUUCACUAGGUCUGAGGAGCUAUGGAAACUUCUCUUCAUAGAAUCACACCCGGACAAUUUCAACUGGCGUGGUACCUGGAGAUCGACAGUCCUUUCACAACCACGCUCUCAAGAACCCGACGUGGAUUGCAGUAAUCUGUUUUCUGAUGCUCUUCAUCGGCCAUAUUUCUGUGCUCACGUGCCUCUGGACCCCUUUGUAAACAACAUUCCCACUCGUAAUCAGAUCCAUCGUCUCACGUCCUUGACCUUUGCUGAGUUUACUGAAUCGUACACCAACAAGCCCUUCAUCAUCACUGAGCCUACUAGACGUUGGCCGGUGUUUGGGUCGUGGUCUGCUAAAUCUCUGCUCAAACAGUAUUCCAAGGUCAAGUUCAGAGCAGAAGCCGUCGAUUGGCCCUUCGACGUCUAUGUUGACUACAUGAAGGACAAUCAUGACGAGAGUCCUCUGUAUCUCUUUGACCGUUCUUUUGCAGAGAAGAUGAAUAUCCAAGUAGCCGACAGCUCUAAUGCUCACUUGUACGAUGGCACCUCUCCCGAUGUGCCAGACGCCGAAAAUGAGCGUAAAGUGGCAUACUGGGCACCUUCGUUCUUUGGUCCUGACCUGUUCAGCGUUCUUGGAGAUCAACGACCCGACCACCGCUGGUUGAUCAUUGGCCCAUCUCGCAGUGGUUCGACUUUCCACAAAGACCCGAAUGCGACCUGCGCAUGGAACGCGGUCUUGACGGGACGCAAGUACUGGAUCAUGUUUCCUUCUUCCGCUUCUCUACCCCCACCACCCGGAGUCUUUGUAUCAGCAGACCAAAGCGAGGUAACAUCCCCUCUGAGUAUUGCAGAAUGGUUCCUUGGCUUCCACGCGGAGGCACGUCGCACAGAAGGAUGUAUUGAAGGCAUCUGCGAGGCCGGUGAACUGCUAUAUGUGCCAGCUGGCUGGUAUCAUUUGGUCGUCAACCUCGAAGAUUCGAUUGCGUUGACUCAAAAUUUCGUUCCCCGUCAAAGACUUGCUUCAGUACUGCAUUUCCUCCGAGACAAGUCUGAUCAAGUCAGCGGGUUCGCCAAAGAUGUGCAAAAUCCUUACGAGCUCUUUGUUGCAAAGCUCAGAGAACAGGAGCCAGAAGCCCUGGAGGAGGCACUGCCCAAACUAGAAAAGAUGAGCAAAGGGCCAAAAGGCAAGUGGGCAGAGCUGACGAAGUCGACGAUCGAGGACGCCAACGUCGAAGGUGGGUUCUCUUUCGGCUUUGGUGGAGACGAUGAUGAAGAAGUGCCGUAG
Aureobasidium namibiae CBS 147.97 is the source of this 1557-nucleotide messenger RNA. RefSeq names its product Clavaminate synthase-like protein. The transcript is spliced from 2 exons. The coding region runs from base 1 to 1557 and encodes 518 amino acids. Lineage: Eukaryota; Fungi; Ascomycota; Dothideomycetes; Dothideales; Saccotheciaceae. The record is from RefSeq and is a predicted model, not a curated record. Gene Ontology annotation, molecular function: cis-regulatory region sequence-specific DNA binding; protein binding. Gene Ontology annotation, cellular component: nucleus.